This is a messenger RNA of Linum tenue, 1433 nucleotides long. NCBI's taxonomy places the organism in Eukaryota, Viridiplantae, Streptophyta, Magnoliopsida, Malpighiales, Linaceae. The record is from the annotation of a GenBank genome assembly.
CUCUUGCCGAGUGACAUUUUUCACUUUUGCCUCCCACGGUGGUCCAAGCCCAUUAUUCCACCCCAACCGCAGCCACCCUCCGAUCUUUCCACUUCUCCGAUUCUCCUCUGCUCGUCGGUGAUGGGAAGCCAUCAUAGAGAAGAUCCACUUUCCUACCCAAACAACAUCCAUUCUUCCUCGUCCUCUCCGAUCACAGUCUCCGACUACCUCGACCCCGCCGCCGCCUUCCUCUCUUCCGACCCAUCCAACAAUUCCCUCAUCGGCAGCGCCUCCAGCAGUUUCCAGAACGACCCGGGUUUCCUAAACGACGCCGCCGCCGCCGCUGCCAAUAUCGACGCCGAAUUCGGCUUCUCUCGGCCGGACUUCAGGCAGAGCCCGCUUGUCGGCACCGUGCAGUACUACGAGCGCCAUGUCUUUUUGUGUUACAAGAACCCUUCUGUUUGGCCUCAGCGGAUUGAGGCUGCCGAGUUUGAUCGCCUGCCGAGAUUGCUCUCUGCUGCCGUCACUGCAAGGAAAGCUGAUAUGAAGAAAGAGUUUGUGUACCGACUUGGAGUAAAGACUUUCACAGUAGUGUCGAGGAGUGUGAUUGAAUGUGUUGGAUAGGGACCUGCUCAGUGUCAUUUAGGUGGUGACAGCCUGACAGGGUCCAUGACUGAGUUUUCAUCUUCUUUAUCAUAAAGACCCGUCUAACAAUAUGUGAGGGACAUGAUGGAACAGAAACCUCAAAUGGGGAUGUGUUAAUCUUUCCUGACAUGGUCAGAUACAGGAGGUUAACACAUUUUGACGUCGACACAUUUGUGGAGGAAGUGCUGGUCAAAGAUGGUGAAUGGAUGCCCGGAACUCCAGAAAAGCUUCAUGGUUGCUAUGUGUUUGUAUGCUCUCAUGCCUCCAGAGAUCGCCGUUGUGGCGUUUGUGGUCCGGCCAUAAUUGGAAGAUUUAAAGAAGAGAUAGAAGUUCGUGGUCUGCAAGCUAGAGUCUCUGUUAGUGCAUGCUCACACAUUGGGGGCCAUAAAUAUGCUGGAAACAUCAUCAUUUUCGGAUCAAGUGUUAGUGGAGGCAUCACUGGACACUGGUAUGGAUAUGUUACUCCAGAUGAUGUGCCCAUAUUUCUCGAACAACACAUUGGUAGAGGAGAGAUUGUCGAUUGGCUGUGGAGGGGCCAGAUGGGUUUGCCAGUAGAGGAUCAGAUUAAGUGGCAAGAACAACGGCUGCAACUGAACGGGAAUAAUUUGGUGGAUAGCAAUGAAGUGACACUAAGAAAAACAGAUGCUGAAGCAAGUGUUGCAGCAGGCACUGUUUCUGGACCCGACGCCACUGGAGGUCGCUGCCAGGAAAAUGGGAACUCUGCUUCUUGCAGUCAAAAGCCUAUCUCAACAGAAAACAACAAGCCGAAAGAAGGGAAGCUAUCUCUAUUGGAGGAGAAAAAGAGCAAC